AUGUUACUUGAAUCAUUACUUCCUAACUAUUCGUGGGAUGCAAAGCUAGCGAUAGCGGUUGCUGCUUUUGCAAUGAAUUAUGGUGAACUUUCUCUACUUGUUCAGCUUUACACCUCAAAUCCUGUUGCUAAGAAUAUUGCUCUUAUGAAGCAACUGCAAUGCAUCACGGAAAAUAUCAGCUUUAAAAAACAUCUAUUCGGAAAGAUUACUGAGCUUAUCGAGGGAAUAAUAGAUGUAAUGAAAUGUGUUGUCCAGUUUAAUGAACUAUCCCCUGACAUUUUUGCAAAACCAUCAGUAUCAACUGCCAAGAUUGCUAUUGCCAGAGCUGUCUAUUGGACAAUUUAUAGUGUUGUGACCUGCGGCUCCCAUAUUGCUGCCCUUGUUGGGUUGACACCGGAGAUGACCAUAGCAACAAUGGGACGGGAACUGUCAGAGUUGGCUGGUAAAAUCAGGAGUAUGCACACCCUCCUGCAACAGCAAUUAAAUCAUUGUAAAGAAGAACUUGACGCUUACACCUGGCUCGAAAUCAUCUUCAAGAGGCCCCGCCGCCGUGACAAUUUGGAGAUCCUCGAGGCCUUAUUUUUUCAUGUUGAAGGUGAUAAGCAAAUUCCACCCCUUGUAGUUGGCAACACAAAGGCAGAGGUUGAAAGUACAAAAUUGAAGGACAUGAACCUGUUACUGGUCAUAUCUGGCUCUGAUGAAAGGGCAGAAGAGAUUAGGGCUCUUGCUAAAUUGUUCGAAGACCUGCAAAAGAAGGGAAAGUUUCAAUAUCAAGUGCUGUGGCUUCCAGUGGUUGACAAGUUAAAUGAACAAAAAUUUUCUUUGCUGCAAUCUCUGAUGCCUUGGUACACUGUCCAGCAACCUUCAAUUAUUAAACCAGGGGCGCUUAGAUACUUCAGGGAGGUAUGGCAGUUCAAAAAUCAGACGAUUCUGGUGCGACUAGAUUCAUCUGGAAGUGUGCCAUCCCCUUUUCCACUUGACUACCUGUGGCUGUGGGGAGAAUUGCCCGGAACUAGUGAACCACCGAGUUUGGAUGACAUAACCCUAGAUAUAAUUAUUCAUGACCUUUAUACCGUUGAUUCGGCCAAACCAAAAUCAAUCAUAUGCUUUUGGGGAGGAGAAGACAUCAAGUGGAUUAAAGAAUUGACCAAGGCCAUAAAUGGUGUUAAACAGUUCAUAGAUUUCGUUUAUGUGAGCAAUAGCAGUAUCAUUGAUCAGACCAACAAAGACGAUGACGGUUUCAUUGCUGGGAUUGGUCGCUACUGGGAAGAAUCAGAGAGUUGGCGAUUUUGGAUCAGAUUGAGGUGCAUCUUCUCUACUGUAAUAAUACAGGAGAGGAAAGUUGAUAUCAUGAAAGAUGUCAUGACUUUGCUUAGCUUCCAUGGCAACUAUAGAGGAUGGGCUGUGUUUGGUCCGUUAAGAUCAACUCAGAAAAUCGCUGCAGCCCCUUGA
Molecule: messenger RNA, 1452 nt
Organism: Hevea brasiliensis (rubber tree)
Lineage: Eukaryota; Viridiplantae; Streptophyta; Magnoliopsida; Malpighiales; Euphorbiaceae
Product: protein SIEVE ELEMENT OCCLUSION B-like
Exons: 5
Coding region: 1-1452 (483 amino acids)
Biological process (GO): phloem development
Source: RefSeq, a predicted model, not a curated record